Molecule: messenger RNA, 3227 nt
Organism: Branchiostoma belcheri (Belcher's lancelet)
Lineage: Eukaryota; Metazoa; Chordata; Leptocardii; Amphioxiformes; Branchiostomatidae
Product: DBH-like monooxygenase protein 1 homolog
Exons: 14
Coding region: 234-2078 (614 amino acids)
Biological process (GO): dopamine catabolic process; octopamine biosynthetic process; norepinephrine biosynthetic process
Cellular component (GO): secretory granule membrane
Molecular function (GO): dopamine beta-monooxygenase activity; copper ion binding
Source: RefSeq, a predicted model, not a curated record
UAUCCAUUCUCAUCACGCUCCCUUACAUUUUGUGAUAAACCCCUUUGCGUGUUUGCGUGGUUGACAGGGCAACUUUUUGUUGCUGGAGUAACCUUAUAUCAAUGACCUAGCGAACGUACCUAUGAUAGCGUGCGGCCUAGUGGACGGAAUAUCCCGGCAUUUGAAGCUUAUUUCGUACCUGGCAGCAGCUCAGGAGAUCUAGAGGACCGUUAGACAUUUUUUUUACCGUCACUAUGAAGACCGCAGUGGCCGUGCUUGUCCUUGCCGCUGUGUUUGAUGCAGCAGUGGGGAACACCGGAGUGACUUUCACCAACAAUGCCUACCUGGACGAGAACAUGAACGUUUUUCUGCAGUGGAGGAGGGACGAGUCUACCGUCACCAUGCAGCUGGAGGUGCAGACCCGCGGGAUGGUCGCUAUCGGCUUCUCUCCCAACGGAAACAUGCCGGCCUCGGAUAUCUUCGCCGGAUACGUGGGCGACGACGGGCAGCCUUACUUCCACGAUUAUUACGCGGAGGCGCAGGAACAUCCGGUCUAUGACGGCGACUCUAACCAGAACUACUUUGACGUCCUCGCCACCGAGAAUGACACUCACACCAUCGUGUGCUUCACCAGGAAUAUCGUAAUGUGCAACUCCGACGAUAGGACCAUCAUCAACGGAACCAACCGUGUGAUCUGGGCCUACCACGCCGACGACCCGACCAGCCCGAGGUCUCUGCUGUACCACGGCGCCACCAACCGGGGCAGCCGCAGUCUCCACAUCCUCUACCCGCGAACCGAACCGGCGCUGCCCGCUGACGUCCAAACCCUGGAACUUUUGAACCAAAACUACACCGUUCCAAACACUUCGGACACCACCUACCUGUGCAGGGGGUACAAGGUACCGGACCUGGGCGGGAAGAGACACCUCAUCAGGUGGGAGCCGGUGAUCCAGCCUGGGAACGAGGGCGCCGUGCAUCACGUGGUUGUGUACUCGUGCGGAGUUGAGCCUGACCCUGACACGCAUGAUGGCGGGGAGUACACGUGCUACUCCAACAUGCCCGGGGAGUGGUACCAUUGCAGCAUCACUCUUCUGGCCUGGGCUAUCGGAGGAUCGUCCUUUGACAUGCCCGAAAACGCUGGGAUCUCCGUGGGAGAUACGAAUGAUCCGAGAUUCCUCAUGGUGGAAACACAUUAUGACAACCCCGAGCUGAGAAGCGACAUCGUGGACAGUUCCGGAUUGCGGCUCUACCUCACCGCCACCUUACGGGAGAACGAAGUUGGUAACCUACAGGUGGGCGCUGAUGUGAGCCAGUACCACAAAAUUCCGCCAGGGAGCGCUUCUCACACAACUGUCGCUCACUGCUAUUCCGAAUGUCUGCAGCAGGGCAUGGAGGAUAUUUCGGCGCCUGCUCUGAACGUUUUUGCCGUGUUCGGGCACGCGCACCUGGCCGGUAGGAAGGUGAAUAUCCGGCAUGUCCGCGGGGCCAGUGAGCUUCAGGAGCUGUUCAGGGACGACAACUACGACUUCAACUACCAGGAGACCAUCUCGCUGGACGAGCAGAGACAGCUUCUGCCGGGAGACAGCAUCUUGAUGGAGUGUACCUACGACACCACGGACAGGAACGGCGUCACUUACGGAGGUCUGAAGACUGAAGACGAGAUGUGUAUUGCCUGGAUUCUGUACUACCCCAAGAUGGAGCUAGCCAAGUGUGAGAGCUGGCCCAUGUCGUACUGGUACCUCUACAGUCUGUCCGCCACUGCCACGGAGUUUAGCGUUGCUGAGAAUGACUUUGUCGCCACCGCCCCGGCCAACGUGGCGGGCCUGACUGCCGAUCAGAUACUUGCAUCUGACAUCACCUGGACGGACGAGCUAAGGGCGGAUUUUCAGCGAGCAGAAACACAGGCCCAAAGGUUCGAGAGAUGCGUGAACAAGAACAAUGACCUAGUACACGGCAAUGGCACGCGCCCUGUACCGCCCGUGAUAGAGUUCCCGUGGGUUGCGGCUGACGAGUGCGCUGGAGCGGACGCUGUCACAGCCAGUAUGGUCGCCAACAUGCUGCUGGUUGCCUUGGGCUUCGUACUGAUAACAGUCAUGUGAAACACUCAUCUGCAUAGUGGUGACUUCAUCUGCAUAGUGGUGACUUCAUCUGCAUAAUGGUGACCUCAUCUGCAUAAUAGUGACUUAUCUGCAUGAUGGUGACUAUCUGCAUAAUUGCGACCUCAUCUGCAUAAUGCAACUUAUGUACAUAGUUGUGCCAAACGUUCUUGUGCCUAAUGCUGCUCCUCCCAUCCUGUAACAUUCCUAUUCAAUAUUGGCUUCAUCACACAACCCACAAAUAGAUUAUUCAACUUCAUUUCGAUUUCAUUCAAUUUCAUCCUAUAUAGCCCCGCCCACUUCCAACGAAACGUAGGAAUCCAAUAUGAGAACAUGAAGCUAUUUGAAGGACACGUUGGGACACUAUUGGAUAAAACGAAUGAAAUCGCCGUAAUUUAUCCAAUAGAAGAGUUUUAUUUUUUAAUGAGUAUUUGAGGGGCAUACAAACAACCUCUCAUUUUUCGCACUGCUGAUUGCUAUGCCAUCAUUGUUUGAACUGCCAACUGUAGUGGAUAGCAAGGAUAGGUCUAUCAUCACCCCUUCCUGUCCCCACUGCUUCAAACAUUCCCACUUGAGUUGCAACGUUUCCAACAUUUGCUCCCACACUUUCAAUCACAAUUCUUGAACACGGAAAGAACACUGUCAGGUGGACUGAUUUUUGUGCCCAUAUUCCCGGCCUGUGUUGGCACAGUGGAGUGUAUCUGAAGCUUAAAUGGUCACCUUUGCGGCCUCUCUGUCUGAGCUUGUAUUUGCCAUGGAUCACCACAGUUUGAUUUAGUGCGUGUUUAUGUGUGUGUUUGUGUGACUUAAAUGAUUUGCGUAACUUUACGUACCAGUGCCAAAAUUUAAACCCUGUAUGUAACAGGCUAAAGAACUGCCUGCAGCUGGAAAUGUCUUAAUCUGUAACGGUGCGGUCACAAUUGUUGUACACGGAUCGUCGUGCGGUAUUUUGAUGACGUAGGAUUAUCACGUGAUAGAAGCAACUACCGACAUGGACCUAAGACAUAACUUAGAUUUUCAGAUUUGCGACAAGAAAGCUGAAUUAAUUUGUCAGGACACAUAACUAUCCUAAAAAUACAUGCAGUAUACGAUAGUACGACCAUAUCGUACGAUUGACGUAUUUGACCGGCCCUCAACCGACGGUUAAGAAAA